Messenger RNA from Gadus macrocephalus (Pacific cod), 4222 nucleotides. It is a transcript of the gene ppfibp1b, whose product is annotated as PPFIA binding protein 1b. Lineage: Eukaryota; Metazoa; Chordata; Actinopteri; Gadiformes; Gadidae. The record is from RefSeq and is a predicted model, not a curated record. Gene Ontology annotation, molecular function: protein binding. Gene Ontology annotation, biological process: neuromuscular junction development. The transcript has 28 exons. Gene Ontology annotation, cellular component: presynaptic active zone. Bases 173 to 3073 code for a protein of 966 amino acids.
GAGCAGGGCGGGAUGUGGCACUGGUGACGUUUUAACUUUCCUAUCCCCCCUGUCAUUCCGUCAUGGCGGUGGAUGUAGAAGCGUCCUGGGCUUGCGUUAAAAGAUAGUAGAAAGUUCAGAAGCGAGGUUCUUGGAGAUUGUUUUUUGGAGCAGGUUCGAUCACGGUGCGAAGAUGAUGUCUGAUGCCAGUGACAUGCUGGCGGCGGCUCUGGAGCAGAUGGAUGGAAUCAUAGCAGGCUCCAAGGCCCUGGACUACUCCAACGGCAUGUUUGACUGCCAGUCGCCCACAUCGCCCUUCAUGGGCAACCUGCGGGCGCUGCACCUCCUGGAGGACCUGCGCAGCGUGCUGGAGCUCAUGGACGACGAGGAGCAGGAGGGCCUGCGCUGCCAGAUCCCCCACUCCACCGCCCUCAGCCUGGGGGAGUGGCUGCAGGGACACCUGUCUAACGGCUACAUCUCCCUGAGUGGCGGGGAUCAGUACCAGGAGCGCCUGACCCGGCUGGAGAGUGACAAGGAGUCUCUGGUGCUGCAGGUGAGCGUUCUGACGGACCAGGUGGAUGCGCAGGGGGAGAAGAUCAGAGACCUGGACGUCUGUCUGGAGGACAACCGAGAUAAACUCAACAGCACAGAGGAGAUGCUGCAGCAGGAGCUGCUGUGCAGGGCCUCCCUGGAGACCCAGAAGCUGGAGCUGAUGUCAGAGGUCUCCAGUCUGAAGCUCAAGCUGAACGCCAUCGAGAAGGAGCGGCGAGACCUGGACCGGUUCGGAGACAGCGAGGAGCUGAUCCUAGAGGUCAACGAGCUGCGCUACAGACUGCAGGAGAUGGAGAGUGACAGGAUACAGUACGAGAAGAAACUCAAGUCCACCAAGGAGGAACUGGCGGCGCUGAGGAGGCAGCAGGAGAACGGAGACGGGGGGCCGAGGAGGGCGGAGGCGGGCCCAGAAAGAGUCUCUCAUGCAGACGAGCCUCUUAGACAGAGGCUGAAGGAGAAACACGUGGAAGUUCAGAGGAUGAAGAAGGCGGUGGAAUCUCUCAUGGCGGCCAAUGAAGAGAAGGACCGGAAGAUUGAGGAGCUAAAGCAGUCGGCCCUGCGGUCCAGGAGGCUCCAGGACGCGGGGGUGCAGGGGAAGAGAGGUGGGACCCACCGCUGUUCUGAAGACAAAGACGGGGAGAACAUGGAGACUGACAGCGACUGUUCUACGCUGGUCAUCAAAACGAUGAGCGCCGCGGACGGGCUGGACGGACGAGGAGGCCCCGCCUCUGAGGGGAGAGGGAGGAGCCCGGACCAGGAGAGUCUGAGUGGAGGGAGUGAGAUGCGUCUGUCUGGCCACGCUGACUCCUCCCCGUACGACCCUGGCACUGCCCCGGAGCCCCCCUCCGCCACCUCAGGAAGCAAUGAGGAAAACUGCAAGUCUUGGAGUCAGGACGACCACGACUCUGUAACCAAUGAGAAGAACAAGGCCAACGAGGAGAUGAGCAAGCUGACGGAGAAGCCCCCCGCAGGAGGGUCCGCCACGCUGCCGGGCCCCCUGGGGCCCCCGGCUGACGACAGCUUCGGCUCGCGGAAGGGGCGGUCCUCCUUCGGGAAGGGCUUCUUCAAGCUGAGGGGGGGCAAGAGGACGACCAGCACGCCCAACCUCGACCGCAGCAGGAGUGCGAGCGCGCCUAUGCUAGCGGAGGUGGAGCGGCCCGGGACGGAGCACCUGGACCUGGCGGGGCUGCCCCAGCGCUCCCCCACCAGCGACAGCACGCACACGCUGCCCACCACCCCCGAGACCGGCAAGAAGAAGGCCACCGGCAUCAAGAGGCUCUUCGGGAAGCUGAGAAGGAGUCAAUCGACAACGUUUAACCUGGACGACAACCUGUCGGAGGGGGAGUUCAAGAGGGGGGGGGUGCGCUCCACAGCCGGCCCCCGGCUGGGCUGGUCACGGGACCUGCAGCACACCAACAGUGAACUGGACGCUCCGUUUGCGCGCUGGUCGAAGGAGCAGGUGUGUGAGUGGCUGAAGGAGCAGGGCCUAGGCCUGUACGGGAACAUGGCCCGCGUCUGGGUUUCCUCGGGACAGACGCUGCUGCAGGCCUCUCAGCAGGACCUAGAGCGGGAGCUGGGCAUUAAGCACCCUCUUCACAGGAAGAAGCUGCAGCUCGCACUGCAGGCACUCGGCUCGGAGGAGGAAGACAACAAGAGCAAGCUGGAUUACAACUGGGUGACCAGGUGGCUGGACGACAUUGGUCUGCCCCAGUACAAAACCCAGUUUGAUGAAGGUCGGGUCGACGGCCGCAUGCUGCACUACAUGACCGUGGACGACCUCCUCUCCCUGAAGGUGGGCAGCGUCCUCCACCACCUCAGCAUCAAGAGAGCCAUCCAGGUGUUGCGGCUCAACCACUACCAACCCAACUGCCUCCGCCGCCGACCCUCCCACGAGAACAACAUCUCCCCGGCGGAGGUCUCCCAGUGGACCAACCACAGGGUCAUGGAGUGGCUGCGCUCCGUGGACCUGGCGGAGUACGCCCCCAACCUGAGGGGCAGCGGGGUGCACGGGGGCCUCAUGGUCCUGGAGCCGCGCUUCAACGUGGAGACCAUGGCCCUGCUGCUCAACAUCCCCCCCAACAAGACGCUGCUGCGCCGCCACCUGGCCACCCACUUCAGCGUGCUGGUGGGGCUGGAGGCCCAGCAGCUCAAGCAGGAGAGCCUGGAGCACCCCGACUACCUGCUGCUGACCGCCACCGCCAAGGUCAAGCCGAAGAAGGCCUUCGGUGGCUUCGGGACGCUGCGGAGGAAGAGGCAGGAGGACAGUGAGGAGUACGUCUGUCCCAUGGACGUGGAGAUGCCCAAGGGACGCAGCUUCCAGCGGGGAUACGGAGGAGAGCUCCAGAUAUACGAGGACGACCUGGACCGCCUAGAGCAGGUAACCCUAGAACAGAUGGAGGACUCAGAGGGAACAGUGAGACAGAUCGGUGCUUUCUCCGAGGAGAUCCAGAACCUGACGAGCAUGCUGAAAGAGGAUGAGUUCUUCAAAGAGGAGUCUUACUCGCCCAACCCCAGCGUCACAGACGAGGAAUCAACAGCGUGAAGAAGCAGGAUCUCACCAACCAUGUUUCCUGUUGGCUCUACACCCUAACGCCAGCCUCAAGUAUUACAAAAUGUUUUUCAGAAAGUCAGUAGUCAAUACCACAGAUUUCUGGUUGAGUGGAGGAAGCAUUUCAGGGUGACACCACUGCUGCUCUGGUGUCCCAGCUGGUUACUGGAGACGUUCUAUAAACCCUUUAAAUGGAUAUGUUAGCCUUCCUUAUUCCAUUGAUGACUCAGACAGCAGAAUAUAAUAUUUAAUAUAUGUCCUUGUUAUCAAAAGAAUAUCCUUUUUACAAUAUGAAUAUGGGAACUGAAUAUAUUCAGAUGAUAUAUGCUGUGCUUACUUUACUGUGUUUGGGAUUUUUUUAAGAAUUGACUGUAAGUUAACUUCAAAACGGCUGCUAGGUUCUUUGUGGGUUUUUUAUACCGAAUUUGGAUAAUCAAAUUGUAAUAAACGUAUAAUGACUUGUACCCUAUUAUCAUUGCCUUACUUUAUCAUUCUUCAAAUACUUCAAGUCAUCGUCCUUUCGCAUGCAUUUUUGCUCCAAAACAUAUAAAGGUACGAGUGUAAAGGUCUUAACCGAUGUAAGUGGCUUUGGAUAAAAGCGUCUGCUAAAUAACCUAUGUAAUUGUAAAGGGUUAGAUCAGUCUGUACUCCUAUGGGUUAGAUCUGUCUGUCUGUAAUCCUAUGGGUUAAAUUAGUCUUUACUCCAAUAGGUUAAAUCAGUCUGUACUGUACUACUAUGGGUUAAAUCAGUCUGUACUUCUAUGAGAUAAAUCAGUCUGUUCUCCAUGGGUUAAAUCAGUCUGUACUCCGUGGGUUAAAUCAGUCUGUACUCCAUGGGUUAAAUCAGUCUACUCUAUGGGUUAAAUCAGUCUGUACUCUAUGGGUUAAAUCAGUCUGUACUCUAUGGGUUAAAUCAGUCUGUACUCCAUGGGUUAAAUCAGUCUGUACUCCAUGGGUUAAAUCAGUCUGUACUCUAUGGGUUAAAUCAGUCUGUACUCUAUGGGUUAAAUCAGUCUGUACUCCAUGGGUUAAAUCAGUCUGUACUCCAUGGGUUAAAUCAGUCUGUACUCUAUGGGUUUAAAUCAGUCUGUCUGUACUCCUUCCAGUUCUGGUUUCAAUAAAGUUUUUUUUUGGUACAGCUUA